This is a messenger RNA of Cladophialophora carrionii CBS 160.54, 1785 nucleotides long. RefSeq lists its product as uncharacterized. The transcript is spliced from 5 exons. Lineage: Eukaryota; Fungi; Ascomycota; Eurotiomycetes; Chaetothyriales; Herpotrichiellaceae. The coding region runs from base 1 to 1785 and encodes 594 amino acids. Gene Ontology annotation, molecular function: flavin adenine dinucleotide binding; oxidoreductase activity, acting on CH-OH group of donors. The record is from RefSeq and is a predicted model, not a curated record.
AUGGUGCAUCCCGCGACAGCGCCGAAGGAUGCUCCCAAGACAUUCGACUUCAUUGUCGUCGGGGGUGGCACCGCUGGAUGCGUCGUUGCUGGUCGCUUGGCCGAGAACCCCAGGGUCUCUGUGCUGGUCAUUGAGGCGGGUCCCAACAACACCGACGAGAUCCCCGAGAUCUCGACCCCGGCUCGUGCCUUUGAAUUGAGAGGCAGCAAGUACGAUUGGGGCUACAAGACCACCAUGAUCGACCGCCCCGAUUAUACCCGUGUCGAGAAGCCCAACACGCGCGGGAAGAUGCUGGGAGGAUCAAGCGGAGGAAACUACUUCACCUGGGUGCGAGGUAGCGCUGCCACAUUCGACGACUGGGCCGAGUACGGCACCGACGAAUGGAACUGGGAAAAUACCAAGGACUACUUCAACAAGUCAGCCACCUACCACGACGACGAGGGCCUGUAUCCCGCCGCCCUGGCGAAGAUUGGCAACCAAGGCGGUCCGCUGCACAUCUCGCACUCAGACCUCGUCCCGGAGAUCAAGCCCUUCCGCGACGCGCUGGAGAAAGCCUGGGUCAAUAAAGGCCAGGAGUUGACAACUGACGUGUACAGCGGCGUGCAGAAGGGUCUGUUCAAGUGCGUCAACAGCAUCUACAAGGGCAGACGGUCCACGGCCGCCGUCUUCAUCGAGGGCAAGGAGAACGUGACGCUCCUGUCGUCGACCAUCUCCAAGAACCUGGUGCUCGAGAAUGGCAAGGCGGUGGGCAUCACCGUCAUCGGGCCCGACAGCAUGGAAUACACCUUCAACGCCAAGUACGAGGUCGUCGUCUCGCAGGGUGUGUUUGAAUCGCCCAAGUUGCUCAUGCUCUCGGGCAUCGGGCGCAAGGCGGACCUUGAAGCCUUGGGCAUUAGAACGGUCGUCGACUCCCAGCACGUGGGCCAAAACCUGCUGGACCACCCCAUCCUGUCGCACGUCUUCAAGAUGAAGGACGGCUACGGCCUCGAUAGCCACCUCCUCCGCGCCGGACCAGAGAAGGACGGUGCCGUUGCCGCGUACCGCAAGGACCGUACCGGCCCCUACAGCAGCGGAUUGCUCGAGCUGGUUGCCUUCCCUCGCGCGGACGAGUGGUUCAACAACAGCAAAGAAUACCGCGAGUAUAAGGCCAAGAACGGCGGCGUCGACCCCUUCGGCCCGGGCGGCCAGCCGCAUUUUGAGGUCGACUUUGUGCCCAUGUUCUCCGACGCGUUCCAGUGGCACUUCCCCACCCCGCCGCAAGGCGACUAUCUCACCGUGAUCGUUGACCUCAUGCGCCCUCUGUCCCGCAACGGCGAGGUGCGCCUCCAGUCCACCGACCCAGCCGAACAGCCGUACAUCAACCUGAACUUCUUCUCGCACGACCUGGACCUGAUUGCGCUGCGCGAGGGCGUCCGCAUGAUCGACGACAUCGUCAUGCACGGCGACGGCCUCAAGGACAUCAUCGAGGGAGACUAUCCCUGGCCGAUGCCGCGCAACAGCGACGAGGCCAUGAUACGGCAGAUCCUCGAACGGUCGCAGACGGGCUUCCACCCGUGCGGGACGUUGAGGCUGGGGAAGAGCAUCGACCAAGGCGUCGUGGAUCCGAAGCUGCGCGUCUACGGCACCACUGGACUGAGAAUCAUCGACGCGUCCAUCUUCCCCAUCAUUCCGGAUUGUCGGAUUCAGAAUGACGUGUACAUGGUCGCCGAGAAGGGCGCCGACUACAUCAAGGCGGAAUAUCCAGAGCUGUUCACGCAGGCCGGCAAGGGCGAGUAUGACGUGUAG